Gadus chalcogrammus (walleye pollock) is the source of this 1237-nucleotide messenger RNA. RefSeq names its product MORN repeat-containing protein 4-like. The coding region runs from base 154 to 660 and encodes 168 amino acids. The record is from RefSeq and is a predicted model, not a curated record. The transcript has 5 exons. NCBI's taxonomy places the organism in Eukaryota, Metazoa, Chordata, Actinopteri, Gadiformes, Gadidae.
CAGCACCGCGGCGCAUUGGAUGGGAACCGAGGCUACCUAAGAAGCUAUACGAGAAAACCCGACGGUCGCCGCGCGGGGAUGGGAAGUCAUUCACCUGCCGCGUGCCUCUAAGCGAUGUAGAGCCCCCCUGGCUUUAAAUAACCAGCAGCACCCAUGACCCUGACGAGAGGUUCCUUCACCUACACCAACGGCGAGGAGUACCACGGAGAAUGGCGAGAAGGCAAGACCAUGAUACUAUGCUCCAUCAUCAACUUGGUUACUAUGCUCCGUCAUCACCACGGGCUCCGGCAUGGCCUGGGCCAGCUGAACUUCAGCGAUGGGACAUGCUACACGGGACAGUUCGAGAACGGCCUCUUCAACGGAUGUGGGGUGCUGGUGUUCCCUGACAACUCCAGGUACGAGGGGGAAUUUGUCCAGGGGAAGUUUCAAGGUAGCGGUGUCUUCUGUCGCUUCGACGGGAUGAAGUUUGAAGGAGAGUUUAAGAACGGCUGCAUCGACGGAUACGGGGUGCUGACGUUUGUUGACGGCGGUCGCGGUGCCGGCGGCGGCUGUCAGGAGGGCCUGUUUGAGUCCAACCAGCUGGUGCGGCGGGAGACAAGCCAGGGGGCGCUACAGCGGGCGCAGGGUGUCGCUGCCAAGGCCCGUGCCCUGGCCAAAUAACCAUCCACUACCCAACAUGCCCCUGGGUUAGGAUCCCUCCAUCCCCUUUGUCUGUGGUUAUCUUCUGUUUUUUAAGAGCUGUGUGUUGUUUAUUACUAAACAAGACAGGACCGUCUGGUCCGCUAGGGACCAGACGGUCUUGAUCCCCUGCAGCCAAACUCACCUUCCGUUUUUCUGCUGCUGAUGACACCUGGGUGCUCUCUCUGGUCUGAGGUUCAUUUCGACUGGACAACUCAAGAGUUCCUUGACCUGAAGUUUGACACGGACAGUAUCGCCGUAGGCCGAUGUUAUUCUCCAAUCCGUUGCAUGACUCAUGCAGGCAGCAAUCCAUAUCUUGCUUGGGGUACUCUGAAAACCAACCUCCAUGGGUCAUGCUUCAACAAGCACGAUCAACAGCCUUGUUACAACCAAUCACCCCGAGACACGGUGCUUUGGUUCAUGUUAGAUUGGUUGUAUUUGCCUCUAAUAUCAUGCAGUAUUUCUAUUUCUCAACACUCAGUGCCACAGUGACACAAGCUGGUCAAGGAUCAGUUUGAUUUGUCCUUCUCUGUGCCAUUCACAUGCUGUGCCAGCUGCA